Molecule: messenger RNA, 1666 nt
Organism: Melanotaenia boesemani (Boeseman's rainbowfish)
Lineage: Eukaryota; Metazoa; Chordata; Actinopteri; Atheriniformes; Melanotaeniidae
Gene: c1galt1a
Exons: 5
Coding region: 170-1147 (325 amino acids)
Cellular component (GO): membrane
Molecular function (GO): N-acetylgalactosaminide beta-1,3-galactosyltransferase activity
Source: RefSeq, a predicted model, not a curated record
ACAAAGUCAAACAGGUGACGUUACAUGAAGCUUCACGAGCUGCUGCUGAAUUUCUUUCUUUUACGUUUUGAAAUGAUGAGGACUACAGGAGCUGUUUUCAGGAACUCUGUAAUGUGUGUUAGUCUGAGCGCCAACCAGGACUCGUCACCAUAGCAGGUAAAUCAGGAGAAUGAGGAACACAUCUAACUUAAUGUUCAGUGCUGGGCUUUUGGCGGGAUUUUUCUCCCUUUUCUUUGUGUUGGAUUCAAACUUUUUGAUAAAACAGCUCAGCAGGGACUUUAAGCAUGAACCCAAAUAUGGUUUCCAACACACACAUACGGGUGAGAACAGCUCUGUCAAUAGUUCCUCUCACAAAACACGGAUCUUAUGCUGGAUCAUGACAGGACCUAAGAACUUGGAAACCCGAACCAAGCACAUCAAGCAGACAUGGGCCAAGCGCUGUUACAAAGUGCUGUACAUGAGCUCAGAGAAGUCUGACUUCCCCACUGUGGGGUUGAACGUGAACGAAGGAAGGCAAAACCUGUACUGGAAGACGAUCCGAGCCCUCCAAUAUAUUUACCAGCACCACCUGGAUGAAGCUGACUGGUUCCUGAAGGCAGAUGACGACACGUUUGUGGUUGUGGAGAAUCUGAACUAUAUCCUAUCCCAAUAUGAUCCAGAGGAGCCUCUCUACUUUGGAAGAAGGUUUAGCCCUUUUGUCAGUCAGGGUUACAUGAGUGGAGGAGCAGGUUAUGUGUUGAGUAAGGAAGCAUUGAGGAGAUUUGUCAAAGGUUUCAAUUCAGGAGAAUGCACCCACUUCUCUGACGUGGAAGAUAUGGCCCUUGGGAAGUGUAUGGAGACAAUGAAGGUGAAGCCAGAGGACUCCAGAGAUGUGAAAGGGAGGCAAACGUUUCAUCCCUUUCCUCCAGAAUAUUACCUGGUUCGACAGCCUCCGAGACCCCGCCCUUGGUACCUGAUUUAUGAUCACUACACUCCAGUAGAGGGUCCAGGUUGCUGCUCGGAUUUAGUUGUUUCCUUUCACUACAUUUAUGCUGUCCAGCAGUAUGUGUUGGAGUACCUGACCUACCAUCUGAGGCCUUACGGGUACAAAUACAGAUUCAGACCUGAUGACAAAGUGGACGUGACAACCAUCAAGAAAGUAAUAUAGAAACCAGCCUGUCAACUAUUUGAAGACGAGAACAAGGGAAUGAGUAAACUUUCACCAUUACAGAAAUGGUUUUAUUUAUUGAAAAUAAGUUUAUUUUAAUUUUUCUACUUACUAUUCCUUCAGAAACAUGAACAGUGUUAAACAAUAAAUGAUAUUUUUACAGUCAAGUGUGGCUCUUUUCAUACAACAUUCAUUGCAAUGGAUGUUAAUACAUUUGGUUACAAGAAGUGAACACUGAUGCGGCUACAAUGUUGUGAAUGUUCUAUAAACAGCUUACAAAUCUUACGGUUUACUAAUCAAGACUUAAAUGCUCCUGAACUUGUUGACACCACCUGAAGAAACUUCUAAAAACAUAACAAAUCAUAUCCCAAAAUGUGGUACCUUAAAACAAAAUAUAAAAUGAUUUGUACACUGUUGGGUCCAUAAAACACAUCAGUAAGAUCCGUAUGUACACUAGACUACACUCACAUAGCAAGUAGAAGUAUAUUUGAUUUGAUUUUUAAAGCUAACAUCAUUACC